This is a messenger RNA of Populus trichocarpa (black cottonwood), 1557 nucleotides long. RefSeq lists its product as uncharacterized. Lineage: Eukaryota; Viridiplantae; Streptophyta; Magnoliopsida; Malpighiales; Salicaceae. The record is from RefSeq and is a predicted model, not a curated record. Gene Ontology annotation, cellular component: catalytic step 2 spliceosome.
AAAAACCCUCCCCAUGCGAGGCGGGGGGGAGGGGGUAGUAGCAGUGCUGUAGAGGAAACGGAGGAAGAGCUCCAGCGAGAGAUCGAUGAGCUAUAUCGCCAACAACGCCAUAUUACAGAGCGCCUUCGUGAUCCUCGUGGACUUCGAAGAGGAGGGUUAUCCUCCGCCGCCGCCGCCGCUCCUCGCAAUUUCGUUGCUAACGGUGCUCGUCCUCGUGGCUUUGUUCGACCGGCCGAUAGGAACAAUGCAGAAGAUCAACCUCCUGCAAAACGGCGGCUUUUGUCUUCUGUUGUUAAGGUGGAGGAGGAUGGAGAGAGCGUUGAGGAUUCUGCCACGGAAGAGGAUGCAAAGAACGAGCAAAUGGGUGAGGAUGGAAAUGUAGGGCCUGCUACAGGGAUUCGGGGUGAUGGAAAGCCUUUCAAGUUACAGCAAAGUGGUUGGUCUAGGAGAGAUUUUGAUCUUAGAGCAGUGAAGAGGGAGGUUGAAACUCCAGUAAUUGACCUGCCAAGGGCGUUGCCUAAGAAUCAGGAUCCAAGAUUGGUUAGCAGAAACAAAAGAAUGCUGGGGCAACUUUUAGGUACUCUGGAGAAAUUCAGAAAAGAAGAUAUGAAAAUUUCAGGGACGGAAGCAUUUAUACAAAGGUCAAAUGCUUUGCAAAGAGCUGAGCAAAAAGCACAUGAAGAACGUGAAAGGCUGAGACAACAAGAGUGUGAACAAAUUGCUGAACAGAGGAGAAGAGAUCUGACUCUCAGAGCACGCAUCACUGUAAAGGCUGAAGAAAAGAAAUUGGAAUUGCUGUUUCUUCGGUGGAAUGAUCACCACAAAAAACUUAGCAAUUUUAUAAGGACUAAGGCAGAACCUCCAAUUUACUAUUUGCCUAAACAGCCAUUGGAAAAAGAUGCAACCUUGCUUGACCAGCAAAGAGAACAGGUAACAUUUUUAGAAUGGAAGGCUGGUAGGAGAGAUGAACUAUCUGAAUAUCAGAAGCAGAUCGGGGACCAGCAACUUAGCUAUGUUGAAAAGGAGUUGGAGAGGUGGCAAAGCAGGAGAGCGAGCGAUGAUGUGAACUUGCAAGAAACAAUGGACAAAGAAUUGGACACUCGCAGGCUUGAGCAUGGUCCCAAGACAAGAAAGAUACCUGGUGGAAGCAACAACAAAGAGGAUGAUGACGUGGAGGAUAUCAAUGUUGGGGAGGAUGACGUGAUGGAUGAUGUGCUGGAGGUUGAUGACUGCAGGAGGGUUGAUGAAGCAGCCCAGCCAGAAGCCAAUGAUACCAGCCCCCCUCCUGAUCAGUAAUGAUUGAAGGCAUCAUAACGUGUUCCUUAUAUCAGGUCAUUCCAUUGCCAAUCCUAUUUUCUUCUGUAUUUACUUGCUUUUCUCCGGCUGUCUUGGUGUUUGUUUUUCCCAUUAAUGUGAGAUUGUCAUUCUUCUGUAUUGUGCGUGUCUUGUACAGACAGAGGAUCUUAAGACAUCAUUUGUUAUCGUUAGUGUAUUUUCUAAAAUCAUCAAUGCAAAGUUGCAGAUGAAUAAUGCAAGCACUAAUCUGGAUUUGAAUCA